Cryptotermes secundus is the source of this 4701-nucleotide messenger RNA. RefSeq names its product melatonin receptor type 1A. Gene Ontology annotation, biological process: G protein-coupled receptor signaling pathway. Bases 430 to 1584 code for a protein of 384 amino acids. Gene Ontology annotation, molecular function: G protein-coupled receptor activity. Gene Ontology annotation, cellular component: membrane. Lineage: Eukaryota; Metazoa; Arthropoda; Insecta; Blattodea; Kalotermitidae. The record is from RefSeq and is a predicted model, not a curated record. The transcript is spliced from 3 exons.
AGUAACAUCGGACGUUAUGGCUGUAAAUAGCGAGGUAUGUUGACCCUGGGUGGGACUGAAUAAAACGACGAUAGGCCAGGAUUCGAACCGAGUCAGAUUCGUUUCGUCUUCGGUGUACUGUUACGCGCAUGAGUCAGUAAGAUAGGGCGGCUGCUACAGGGCUAGAGCGGGCUAGAGGCCCCAGUCGCUAACGGGCACCAUGAGGUUUAAGUAAGGCUGGCCUCUCCAUCCAACAAGUGUCCACAGUGCCCCAUCGCACAGUAUCCAAUCACUACACGUGGAUGUAGACAGAUCCCUCUACUUGUGCCGCUUGGGUUGCUGUGAACAUGUGCAGUGCUGUUGUGUUACAACGAGCCGCGCCCAUUGCCCGCCAUUAUAGACCCACGAUGAAGAACAAGUAGCGGCUGCUUUUCCCGACAUCAGGAAGCCAUGUCUGGGAACGCGAGCGCCCCGAACGGGGACGACGCCAACCUGCAAGAGUCAGUUUCCCCAGUGACGCUGAGCGCCGAUUGGAGCAGAGUGGCGCGUCUGCUGCUGAUAGCUAGUCUCGCCGUCAUCGGCAGUGUGGGCAACAUUUUCAUGAUCAGUUCCGUAAUGAUUGAGGAUCACCUUAAGAAGCGAGGAAAUGUCUUCAUUGUGAAUGUGGCAUUGGCUGAUCUGCUGAUCACAGGGUUGGUGUUCCCAGCAUCUACAGUAGUAUUGCUUGCUGGUCUGAAGGAUGCUCCUGGUGUGUGCAACUUCCAGUGGUUCCUGGCUAUCUUGUGCUGCCUGGUAACACUCCUGACAUUGGCAGCCACAGCUGCUGAAAAUUAUGCACGUCUCUGCUUGUCACAGGAUUGCUAUGAAAUGCUCACUUCCACGAGAAUCACCAUAGUCGUUCUUACAAUCUGGCUGCUAAGUGGGUUAACUGUCACCUUACAAUUUGUGUACAAUGUGGGACCUGGUUAUUGCACCCGGCGUCGACUCACAGGAGAUGUUCUCCCUUAUUAUGUCAUUGUGGGUGCCUUCUUUGUAUUCCUGCCUGCUUCCCUUACAUUUGCUUGCUAUCUCCAUAUUACUCUCCGCAUCCGAGUGGCCAAGUCAAGGCCCAGCUUCAAACCGCCCAUGUCAUUUAGUUGGGACUAUGCUCUCAUGAAGACAAAUAUGUACAGUUUUGUGUUGUUUGUGGUGUUUUGGCUCCCAUUUGGUAUUACUUUAGGUAUAGGGUCUGUGCAUACCAUUCCAGGCAGACUGUUCUACAACUUGGCAUGGUUUGCGCUCAGUAAGUCCUGCAUCAACAAUUUUCUGUACUGCCUAACUAACCGUCACUUUCGAAAUGCGUACGUUAAUUUAUUCCACUAUUGUUGUUGCAAGACAACAGUGUCCUUUUCAAGACGGCCCCGAGGAGCUUCAGAAGUUUUGUCACAAGCCACAAGGCCAACAGGAGAUGUGCGUGUGCAUAUCAUCCCUGGUUAUAACAUGUACUCUUACACAAGUCCACAACGUGCACGUGAGGUGUGCAAAACAGCCACCCUCAAGCGUUCAGCAGGUUCCUGUCGGCCAAGUACAAGCCGUCCAAACGGCCGUGAUGUGUAUGAAUUGUGAUGAGCCAGCUGCUAUACUGUAAUUCACCAUGCAGAAUAUGUCAGCUAGGUUUUGGCAUCCCCUGAUACAGUGCAUUAAGAUAUGUCUCCCACUGCAACAUUUCAUGCAUAUGAAAGUAUAUCAAGCAGUAAAUUAACCCAUCAUAAUCCUAAAAGUACUUAUGCCAGUGUGAGGAACACAAUACAGAAAUUAACUAUUCCAAGUUACUCAGGAUUGUCAAUAAAUAAGAUACAUAUUCAAAAUCAGACACGAUUAGAUCGUUGUCUAAAAUUCUCUGAGCUUUACAAAGUGAAAAUAACACACUGUUCUUCAGUACAUGGACUUUCAAUUGCAGUUUCAUAAUGUAUUCUUAUAUAAUUUUCUAAAUAAAACAUAUUUUAAUAAUUAAUUUUUUAAAACAAACAUUUUAAUAUUUAAUAUUUUAUUAUUCGAAUUUUCACAAGGCAAUCUUAGAUCAAAGAAACACUUUUCUUGAUAGUAUUUAUGUGUGACUGUUCCCUAGGGACUAAAUGUUGCAAUUCCUAUAGAAGGCAUUGCUGCAUUUUUCAGACAACUAAUGUAACCAUAAGUCAAUUCUAAAAGGUUCUGACAAUGGUGUGUAACACUUUGGAUCACUGAGUUUUUGGACUUGUCAGCAGCCAUUUGGCAUUCUAAUGAACACAGCAUUUUAGAAACUGGACUUGUUUCCAUCUUCAGAUGAAAGGGUGGGAGGCACCAAUACUGUUGGAUCUCUUAGGAAGAGCUAACUUCAAUCACUGGAUUUCAGUCAGCCCUUUCUAACGGACCCAACCCUGUUAUCUGAGGAUGGAAGCAGAUCCAAUUUCUAAAACGUCGUAUUUUUUAGAAUACUGCAGGAUGGACGAAGUCCAAAAUCUCAGUAAUGUCAGGUAAUGUAGUAGUAGCUUUCCUUGUAUGGAAGUUUUGCCAUAAGCCAGCUCCAGUGUGUGUACAUUCAUGUAAACGCUGGGUAUGAUUCUUCAGGUUGAAGGCACCCUAGAGAUAAUAUUUUUUUAAAAAAUGAAACUUAGGAAGACAGUCAAUCUAUCACCCAGCAUACCUAAGUAUUUUUUUCUACCAGAAAUGCUUUGAACAAGACAUAUGCUAUCUGUUGCCAAAUGUAUGGCGUUAUACAUCACAAGCAUCCAUGUCUCAACUAUGGAACUUCAAAAUGUGACAACUGCUGGCAUAUUCCACAUUACUAAGCAAAGAGUGGAUAAACAAUGAAACUGCAUAUUCUGUAGUAAGUGAUUUAUUGUACAGUUGGUAACUCUGAUAUCUUUGAUCCCUGUAACGACGACAUUCAGUUAAAUUAACUUUAAAAAAACGAGACAGAAUUUUGUAAUUUAUUUCCAUUUUACAUUUUAUAUUUUAUGAUCAAGUAAAAAAUGCAACAUACGCUGUAUACUUUGAAGGUUAGCAACAUAAACAACAGUACUAACUAUUCUGAAUGAUUAUUAUGAUGAACUGAAAUAGUGCCAAUGACUCUCAAGAAUAUUUCGACAAUUAUGCAUCAUCCUUGGUCAGAUAUAUUUAUUUGGCAAUAAAAUCAAGAAUUUUGAAACAACAUUGCCUGUUUCACAAGAUUAUGCCUCUUCACUAUGAACUUGCAUAACCUGAGUACUUAGGAAGCAGUUUUCUAAAUAUAGUGCAGCAGUAUUGCAUGAGAGGAAGAAGCUAUAGAAAAGCAUUUUAACCAAUACUUUGUCCAAUGUAAAAGCACAGUAAAACUUCCAUAUCAAGAACUCCAAGGAAACUGAAUUUUUGGAUGGCGUUCUAAAAGUGGUCUUCAGAUAGAUGCUUAGACAUAUGUAAAUGCAUAAAUUCCAUCCUGCAAGAAAAACACACACUCAAAAAUCAACACCACAGAUUACAUAAGGUAUAGCAAGACUUGUGUUAUGAAGUAAAAGGAUGAAGAAAGGAGGAAAGAAAUGACUAGCAUACUCGUAAAUUGUUAAAGGGAACAAGGAUCCAUCCAGUUACAAUUUAGUACUACUAUUGUGGCUAAAUGUACAAAUAUUCGGUUUUCUUCUGUAUAUUUGGUUGCAAAGAAUUUAAAAGUAUACAGAAAUGUAGGUAUUUAUACAAAAUAUUUUCAUACAGAUAUUCAUAGGUUGUGUAUAUGAAACAAGUGUAUAAUGAGAGUGCUACAUUAGUCGAAGUAUUUGGAUAAUAAAAUAAAAAAGUAGUUGGUCUCAAGAUAAUAUGAGGACAGUGUAUUGUCAAUAUAUUUUAGUUUGAAGUUUUCACAGGCUCUAGCCAUGAGAAGAUGUUCAUCUUUGGCUGGGAAACUGAGUCACUACUUUUAACUGUGUUGUUAUUACCAUUGUAUUUUUAAUUUAUGAGUUAACUUAAUAAAACCAUCUAAUACACCCAUAUAUUUCAGUUGAUGUAAUAAAAUGUAUACUUUAUCCUACAAGUUUCAAGAGAGUUCUAACAGCAUCAGGGGUGAUUAGUAAUGAAUAAAUGCUAUUAGGUCUACAUUCUGUCACUUCAAAAUAUUAAAAUACAAUAAAAUCUUGUGACUUUUUUAGUAGUUUUCAAUGCAUGAUUCUUGAAGGUAAAUGAAAAUCAAUUGAUUAAUAAUAUGAUAUCAUCUCUGGUUGUAAUAUAUGUUUGAAGUAUGUAGAAAGGGUUACAUACAUGUAUGUUAUUAUUUUCAUGUCCCUAGCAUUGUAUUGUCUACUAUUUGCUGCCCUGAAACAUAGUAGUGUUCUUGCUGUACCAUGAGAUUUACUGAUCUAGAAUACAGUAGUUUGGUUUAAGUAAUAUUCAUAGUCACUUCUCAGGUAUAUUUUAUACUUUUCAGGUUAAUACAGAAGGUAAAUUUCCUGGAAAAGGCAUAGAACAAGGUGGUACAGUGAAAUAGGUACAUUUCACAACACCCUGGUUUUAUGCUUUAUUGAAACUGGAACUAAUGGGUGAAAAAUAAAGCAAUGUAUAGACUGAAGAGCAGAUGAAGUGAGAUAUCUGGAGGAAAUUUGUCCCAGAAAGCCCUCCCAUAAGAAAAGAGUGACAGAUGAACAUCAGUCUGUAGUUGUGAUACCAUUUGAGCAUGCACAAUUGUUGUAUACUUGUAAUCUCUGUAAAUGCCUAUAUUAAAAUUAAUUUUGUAUUGUA